This is a messenger RNA of Entelurus aequoreus (snake pipefish), 1764 nucleotides long. RefSeq names its product divergent protein kinase domain 1A-like. The record is from RefSeq and is a predicted model, not a curated record. Lineage: Eukaryota; Metazoa; Chordata; Actinopteri; Syngnathiformes; Syngnathidae. The coding region runs from base 16 to 1230 and encodes 404 amino acids. The transcript is spliced from 4 exons.
GCCCGAGUGUCCUACAUGCACAUGAAGUACCUGUUCUUCUCCUGGCUGGUGGUCUUUGUGGGCAGCUGGGUGGUCUACGUGGAGUACUCCUCCUACACGGAGCUGUGCCGGGGACACCAGUGCACUAAGUCCAUGUGCAGCAAGUACAGGAAAGGUGUGGUGGACGGCUCAGCCUGCAGCAGCCUGUGUGAGAAGGACACCUUGUACCUGGCCAGGUGUCUCUCCACUCAGGCCGACAACCAGGUGUACUCGGGCACCUGGGGAGACUUGGAGGGGCUCAUCAAGUGCCAGAUGGACGAGGCUCCUCGUUACGAUUUGGGAAGCGACACGGAGCCCAGGAAGGAAGCCGCCGCCUUCGACAAGCCCACCAAAGGAACGUCGGUGGAGAGGUUCCGGGAGAUGGUCCUCACCCACCUAAAGGCCAAAGUGGGCGGCGAGCAGGCCAACCUGGGCGAGCUGGCCAGGCGGGCCUUGGCGGCGGCCGACGCCAACAGGGACGGCCACAUCUCGCUGGCCGAGGCGCGGUCCUCCUGGGCGUUGCUGCAGCUCAACGAGUUCCUGCUGGCACUGGCCCUGCAGGACCGGGGCCACAUGCCCAAGGUGCUGGGCUUCUGUGGAGACCUGUACAUGAUGGAGAAGGUGCCUCACGCUCCCCUCUACGGCCUGCCCUGGGUCCUGGAGGUGUGGAUGCCGGCGGGUGUGCGGCGCAGUCUGGACCAGUGGUUCACGCCGGCCUGGCCGCACAGGGCCAAGAUCUCCAUGGGGCUGCUGGAGCUGGUGGAAGACCUUUUCCACGGCACUUUCGGCAGCUUCCUCAUGUGCGACCUGAGCGCCGCCAGCUUGGGCUACACCAAGCGCCACGACCUGAAGGUGGUGGACGCGCAGUACGUGGUCCCCGAAGCCGCCUUCCAGGAGGCCAUCAGGCAGCAGCGGUGCGACGCCGACGGCGACUGCCUCUACGGCGUGGACUGCCUCACUUCCUGUGACCUCACCAAGCACCGCUGCACCACCGAGGUCACCAAGCCCAACUUGGCCAAAGCCUGCCACACCCUCAAGGACUACGUCCUGCGGGGGGCGCCGCCCGACAUCCGCCAGGAGCUGGAGAAGCAGCUGUACGCCUGCAUGGCGCUCCGAGGCUUGGCCGAGCACACGGAGAUCGAACACUCACUGGUCCUCAACAACCUCAAGACGCUACUUUGGAAGAAGAUCUCCCACACCAAAGACUCCUAACCAGAUCCCACACUUUCCUGGGUUGGGGUUGUACCUUUCAGACAUGAUAUGGUGAGUAGAAGCAGAACUUACAGCUGCUGCUCACAGGCCAUCAAAGCAGGACAUGUUUCAGUGUUUUCCAUAAAUUUAUUAGAACAAAAUUUCUGCAAAGGAGCAGAGCGAGUCCUCACUCCGCUUCCUCCUUCUGCUGAGCCCGCAGGAAGCUGGCCUUCUUCUGGGCCACGCGGUCUUUCCUCUGGGCCAGAGACAGCUUGGCACGGUUCCACCUGUGUCACAAAAACACAUCAGCAUCAGGAGGAACAUCAAAAGUGCUUUUCUUUUUUAGGACGUGUGUGUGUGUGUGUGUGUGUGUGUGUGUGUGUGUGUGUGUGUGUGUGUGUGUGUGUGUGUGUGUGUGUGUGUGUGUAAGCCUGGGCCGAUACAUUUCACUGCACGAUAUAUUGACCUAUUAAUACUAUUGCCGAUGACAUUUUUUGUGAGCAAAUUAACCAGUGAUGUAAUGAAAAUGUAUAAUAAUGCAAGUAUACCAUUCAA